Messenger RNA from Gymnogyps californianus (California condor), 1345 nucleotides. It is a transcript of the gene SPI1, whose product is annotated as Spi-1 proto-oncogene. The coding region runs from base 56 to 859 and encodes 267 amino acids. Gene Ontology annotation, molecular function: DNA-binding transcription factor activity, RNA polymerase II-specific; sequence-specific DNA binding. Gene Ontology annotation, biological process: cell differentiation; regulation of transcription by RNA polymerase II. Gene Ontology annotation, cellular component: nucleus. The transcript is spliced from 6 exons. The record is from RefSeq and is a predicted model, not a curated record. Lineage: Eukaryota; Metazoa; Chordata; Aves; Accipitriformes; Cathartidae.
UUAUUCUGGAUGUUUGAAAACUGAAUUAAGAAAAAUUCACUCAGAAGUUGGCUGAAUGUUGCAAGCUUGCAAAAUGGAAGGAUUUCCCCUCAUUCCCCCUCAACCCUCUGAAGAUAUGGUACCCUAUGAGUCAGACCUCUACCGACAGCCCCAUGACUAUUACCAAUAUCUCAACAGUGAUGGAGAGAGUCAUGGUGAUCAUUACUGGGAAUAUCAUCCACACCACAUGCACAGUGAGUUUGAGACCUUUGGAGACAAUCACUUCACAGAGCUGCAGAGCGUACAGCCUCCCCAGCUGCAGCAGCUGUACAGGCACAUGGAGAUUGAACAAAUGCAUGUCUUGGAUUCUGCAAUCCCAACCACACACAUCGGACUCAACCAUCAGGUGUCCUAUUUGCCCCGGAUGUGCCUACAGUACUCCUCUCCACCGCAGCCCAGUUCUGAUGAGGAGGACAUAGAGAGGCAGAGCCCCCCAUUGGAGGUAUCGGAUGGGGAGACUGAUGGCGUGGACCCUGGGCCUGGAAUUAUGCAUGGAGAAACAGGCAGCAAGAAAAAGAUACGUCUGUAUCAGUUCCUUCUGGACCUUCUUCGCAGUGGAGACAUGAAGGACAGCAUCUGGUGGGUGGACAAGGAAAAAGGUACUUUCCAGUUCUCCUCCAAACACAAAGAAGCAUUGGCGCAUCGCUGGGGCAUCCAGAAAGGCAAUCGCAAGAAAAUGACCUACCAGAAGAUGGCACGGGCUUUGAGAAACUACGGCAAGACAGGGGAGGUCAAGAAAGUCAAGAAGAAGCUGACCUACCAGUUUAGUGGAGAGGUGAUGGGAAGGGGGGUCACUGAUAGGAAGCAUUAUCCUCACUGAGGCCAUGGGACCCUAAGCAAGAAAAAUAUUAAGACCUCCUGGCUGGAUACCAGCAGAGGAGAUGGACGCAUCUUUCUCUUUGCUUCCUGUGCCUCCUUCUCUGCCUUUAAACGGCCUUUACCGUCAGAUGUUUCUGGUACGAAUUCCCUUCUUCAGCAUCUGAGAAUCCUAAACGUGACAGAAUUCUUUGCUUCCAUCCUACCAGUUGGACAGAGUUGGGAAAUUUAAACAAUGUACAAAUAUAUUAUUGUCAGGAAAGAUUUUUUUGAUUGUAUUGUAACUAAAGAAUACAGCUGAUGAAGUUUUGCCUUCAAAGGUGGUGCUGUGUCAUUCACAGUGACACUGCAUUAGCUUACAGCUUUCAAACUAGCAUUAAUACAGGCUCUGCCGCAGCUCUCAAAGCUAGAGAGAAGUUUGCAGAUCUUGGAAUGAUACUCGUUCUUUUAAAUAGUAAUAACAUGUACAUAUUUAAUAAAAUUUGAUAUA